UGACCGAAAUAAAGCUGUUAAAGCUUGGCACGGCACAGCACAGUUUACUGCCCCUCAUGUUAGCCUGCAUUUCCUCACGCGCUCAUUUCACUGUGGAUUCCGGAACAGCACACUUCCUGGUACAGUGUUUAGAAGUCGCGAUUUUAGUACGUUCAGUGUUGAGCAUUAGCUUAAAAAAAUGGCAUUCAGAACAUCUUAAGGCAUUUCAACCCAGGCCAGAAGAGCUCUUAAUAAUCUCGGUUACGUGUGUGUGGAGCGCUUUAAGGAUGACUGAGCCAAACAAACCUCAGCGGAAACUGUCCACAUCAGGAGACAGUUUAUACAAAACACUGGGCUUGCAAAAAGGAGCUUCAUCUGAUGACAUUAAAAAGGCAUAUCGGAAACUUGCACUCCGGUAUCACCCAGACAAGAACCCAGACAACCCAGAGGCUGCCGAAAAGUUUAAGGAGAUCAACAAUGCCAACUCCAUUCUUAAUGAUGAGAACAAACGGCGGAUCUAUGACGAAUAUGGCUCCAUGGGCCUUUAUGUUGCUGACCAGUUUGGAGACGAUAGUGUUAAAUACUACGUCCUUAUGUCUAAAUGUUGGUUCAAGACACUGAUUAUCUGUACCAUGAUUUUCACUUGCUGCUGUUGCUUCUGCUGCUGCUGUUUCUGCUGCGGGAAAUGUGGCUCAAAAGAGGAAGAGGAGGAGUAUUUCUAUGUGGAUCCCGAGCAACUUGAAGCCCAAAUGACUGAAGAGCAAAACAAAGGGAAUCCAACGGUUAUCAUUGGACAGCCAGUUCCCUCGGCAGCACCUGAAGAUUCAUCACACAGACCAGUGAUCAUAGGCAUGCCCAUUCCUAGCUCUGACACCAUGACUCAGUAAGGUGGAGACAGCAAUACAGUCAGCUGUCUACUGACCAUCAGUCUUUUGCCUUUAAAGAUAGAACUUCUAAUCAAGAGGACUGCCAUGUCUCUGUACUUGGCUCGUGGUCAGAAAGGGGAAAGUUAAAACAGCACAGCCCUUGAGGACAUUUUGACCGACAAACAGGGGCUUUAUAAAGUGUGUACACUCUGGGGAGUUACACUGGGUCAUCUUCAUUCUGAAUGCAUAGUUUACACUUGCUGUACUUUUUGUUUUCUUUACUUUUAAUGUGGUAUCAGGUUCUGUCUUAUAUUUAGUGAAAUAUUUUAAAUUAACAGUAACAAAUUGUGAGUGGGUUUCUCUAGCCCAAGUAAACAUACUGGUAUUACCAUUGUUCAGAAGAUGCAAUAAAAUAAAUGUAAUUGCAUCUUUAGUAACAAUCAAUACCAGUAUGUUGUGUUUCUUUUUCUUUUCUUAAUUAAGAAAUGGCAACUGUAUUUUAGUUAAAAUGACUGUGGCCCUGACACUAUUUACCUUGUCUUUCUUAAUAAAAAUAAAUCUUGACAGUAUUUAACCACUUUUAAUAUUUAACAUGGACAUUACAAACACUAAAUCCAGCAGUGAUUGGACUAUAAUGCUGUAUUUGAAGUCUCAAAACUUGAGUCUGUACUGUGAUUAAAUAAUGCAAGUAAAAAUUAGUUUUUCAUA
Molecule: messenger RNA, 1553 nt
Organism: Silurus meridionalis
Lineage: Eukaryota; Metazoa; Chordata; Actinopteri; Siluriformes; Siluridae
Gene: dnajc5gb
Product: DnaJ (Hsp40) homolog, subfamily C, member 5 gamma b
Exons: 7
Coding region: 57-866 (269 amino acids)
Source: RefSeq, a predicted model, not a curated record